This is a messenger RNA of Rubroshorea leprosula, 908 nucleotides long. Lineage: Eukaryota; Viridiplantae; Streptophyta; Magnoliopsida; Malvales; Dipterocarpaceae. The record is from the annotation of a GenBank genome assembly.
CAAAUACUUAAGUUUCCCCAUAUCCAUUUGUGGGUUGUGAUGACUAGACUUAUUCGCUCCUACUUAUUACACUAUGGCUAUGAAGAUACACUCAAGUCAUUUGACUUAGCUAGUAAAAGUACUGUCCCGCCUGUCCGUGUUGCUCAAGAAAAUGGCUUUGAUGAACAGGACAUUUGCUAUGCCCUAAAUCAGAGGAAGACUCUUAGACAGCUAAUCAGGAAUGGUGAGAUUGAUGCUGCACUUAAUAAGAUUCGUGAUUGGUUUCCCCAGAUUGUUCAGGUGGCCUCUGAAGUUCCAGAAUCUGUGAUGAAAAGUCAGCUACUUGCUUUCUCUUGCACCAUCAGAGGAGUCUUCUGUUGGAUAUCAAUCAAAAUGUCACAACGUGAUGUGGUGGCAGACACUGUUAAUGCAAUGAUCUUAUCAACAAAUCCAAAUGUGAAAGAUCGUCAAGGCUGCUUGCACUCAAAUCUUGAGAAGCUGCUCAGGCAACUAAUUUCAUGCUGCCUGGAAAGACAGUCGCUGAAUGGUGAUCAGGGUGAAGCUUUCCAGCUACACCAGGUGCUUAACAGUGACAAAAAGAUGAAGCAAGCAGAUUGGUUUAAACUGAGUGGAGCCACCCUAGCAAUUCCCCUGAUGACACACAAUAAUACUAAAUUCUCAUGGGGUGUUCUCUAUGCUCUUGUAAGCUUUGUUACCUCACAAACUUUUGAAAUGCUAAUUCAACCUGAUGCUGGCUCUACUGCGAGUACAUGGAUAAAACUAUGACUCAAAGGUCUUAAAUUGUACAUGCAAUGAUAUUUGAAACUUGUACAAGGCAAAGACUUUUUGGCUCUUGGUAUAAUGUGAUUCUCUUGGGGAAAAAACGUUGGAGGGGAGGGGGGGUGUAGAAAUCAAUAGGUUUUAGUAGU